Exserohilum turcica Et28A is the source of this 3200-nucleotide messenger RNA. RefSeq lists its product as uncharacterized. The transcript has 2 exons. Lineage: Eukaryota; Fungi; Ascomycota; Dothideomycetes; Pleosporales; Pleosporaceae. The record is from RefSeq and is a predicted model, not a curated record. The annotation marks the transcript as partial.
CGAUGCCUGCCUUUCCAUGGACAAAGUCGAACAAGUCGCACCAGUCUGUCGAGAACUCGUCGCCGGGCCAAUCGUCGCCUGUGCCAUCAGCAAAGGACCUCCUCAAUGACCCCGUCGCCGCCCCGCGAUACCAGCCUUCAGACGGCCACCAAGCAGCGCUCCACAUCCAGCAGCAGUCCGCUGUGCAGCAACAACAGCAACAGCAACAGCAACAGCAACAGCAGCAGCAACAGCAACAACAACAACAGCAGCAGCAGCAGCAGCAACAGAGCCCGCCCAGCUCGGCGCGCAAUCGAUACAGCGAACCCUCGCCCCAGCGAAGUGCAAGCCACAGGCUGAGCGCACACUUCUCCCUGGGCCAGGCGCCCCAAAACUACCAGCAGCAACCGGGCCCUCCGCCGCCCUCGCAAGCAAGCCUCGAGCCGCCAAACCACGUCUCGUACCCGCCCUCAUCGCCCCCGCCCGCCUACGCCCCAGAGCCCAAGAAACAGUCGCUGCGCAGUCGCAUUGCAGCCGGCGUCCGCGGCCACAAGGACGAGGAGGCCAAGGCACAGAAGAACAACGGCCUGAGCAGGCGCCAGUCAGUCCGCAAAAGCGAGCCUCGCACCCACGACUACCAAGCACAGGCCGACGGCCGCUUGUCGCCCUGGCACCAACAUCACGGAUCGUCGUCCCACUUGCCCGCCUCGAGAGAGCAGGACGAAGACGACCUGGAUCCAUACCUGCAGCAGGAAGAAAAUCCCCAGGUGCCGCCCAAAGAUAUCCAGUACCAGCAAAACUUGCAACGGCCCAAACAAUUUGCUUCUCAGCCGCAUCAGGAACCCUACGUUCGGCCCCCACUUGGCAGCGUGAGCACGGAGGGCAGCUAUUCGACCCAGGGCGGGGUAGAGCACUACAGCCCAGAGCAACACCAAGGGCAGGGUCAACAGCAAUCACCACAACACCAAGGGAACCACCACCAUCAACAGCCAUUUCAAAGCUACCAGCCUGCUCCUCCGCACUCACAGGCUCCUGGCUCCUUUGCCGUCUUCAAUACUCAAAACUCGUCGAGCUCGUUGCUGCAGAGCACUCAGCUGCAUGGGCACAGCGCGCCAGCACAAGAUAAUCAACAAAAUUAUUAUCAAUAUCAGCAGCAGCAGCAGUCGCAACAGCAAUCGCCCCCAUCGACCCAGACUCAGUCGUCGAUAGACAACUCGCAGGGUUUGCAUUCCCAACAUCAGCCGCACUUUGCACCUCAGCUCCAACCACAAUCCGAUCAACAGCAGCAGCAGCAACAGCCGUCGCCGUCUCAGGUUCCACGGCCGAUUUCGCAGCAGCAGUCCGAACUGCACGACCCACAAACGCCUCGACAGCAUCUCCCUGCUGUUCCACAGAUCAGGCAGGUCGAGCCACCGCCAUCGCAACAACGCAGACCACUCUCGUCCCACCAGCUUGCCCCACCGUCGCCGCUGCAGCCUACGCCGUAUCAACAUUACGAAGCGCAGCCAGCCAAGCACCAGCAGUCAUCCGAUCUGCACCCACCGAGCAACACACCGCAAAACAAGGGGUCGGAGGUCAUGACGCCUAGCGCUCCGGGCAGCAGCAGAAAUAUACCGCGGAAACCCAGCGAGGGUGGCCAGCAACCAGGGGUACUCUCGAGAGAGGUUUCUCUACUCACACAACCCCCUGCUUCAGGUCACGGCCAGCCAGCUGUAUCGCCAGGUGUUGCGACGUUCGACGCCAACGUCGUACCUACAGCUUCCCAAGGACAACCAACUCGGGCCGAGAAGCAAGGGCAACAGGGUUCGGAAAUGGGGCGAGGAACACCACCGCCGCGCGCACCUGCUUCGGAGAUGACAGAGGAGGAGAUUGAAAAAAUGAUCAAAGAUCACGACGUUUUGCGCGAGAAGUACCAAAAGGUCAAAAGAUACUUUUUCGAACAACAAAGCCAGGUCCACCAGCUCCAGAACACGCUCGCAAACCAGCGCCUUUCUCUUUCGCGCACAUCGUGGGAUGACAGUGAAUACUCCACUCGCUUUAAUCGCCUCGAUGGGUUGAUCGCACAGCUGUCUUUCUCUAUCCGUAAGGACUGGAAGUCAAUACCGCAAUGGCUACAUCCUGUAGUCAACAAGACAGCUGUCGAGACUGGCAAGCAGGAGAUGACUGCAGUCGGCCGUGCCUUCAUCUCGCAUUGGCUUGUAGAGAACAUAUUCGAUAAAUACUUUCACCCCGACCUGGAGCCGGGUCUUUCGACACAACUGCAGUUGAUUGUAUCAAACAUUCGGAAAUUUUCGCCACCCUGCCAUACUUCAGAAGAAGAAGACGCGCUUGCUGCAAAGAUCAUCAACUGGCGGCUGGCUACGCUAGAAGGUCUUGCGGACAACUUCAGAGAGCCACAGGCAACUAACUAUCGAGAGACGCUUAUUGGAACACUCAACGAGAAGUUGAUUGCCUCUCUUCAAAUGCACCUGAAUGAUCCUGCGCCUCCAGAUCUCAAUGGAGGUGUUCCCAUGAUCAUUGAACUGGCUGUCAGCAUUGCCCAACACUUGCCGCUGGAAAGUCGAGAAGUACACAUUGAGUACUUCACGCCUGGCCACGGCAUUGUGAGCGAUCUGAUGAAGCCAGAAUCCGGCAUCCCUGCCUUGACAGCCCCCAUUCUCGAACUGGAUGAUGCUGAUAGGGCUUCUGUCAGAAGUAUGGCAUCGAAACAUGAUGAUAACAUCUCCAUUGCGGAGCAAGAUCAAGCACAAGCACAAGGGCAACAGCCUCCAAAAGAAGACAAGAAACGCAGCAUGUUUGGAUUUGGUGCUACAAAGAAAACAGCUUCUCCUGCUUCCCUCGGCAAGCGAGAGUCAUCGCUGGGCCAAGGAGGCAGCCAGCAGAGUCUGACACAGAAUCCUCAGAGCAACGCCAAUGGCGCAAAGGACGAGUCUGUGCCACCUCGUGUUCGUAUGGCUGUCGGACUCGCAGUCGAGAUUCGCGGCAAGACCGUGUUGAUCAAGGCUCCGGUUUACAGCACAUGAGGCUGCUAGAGGCGAUUAUUAUGAAGACGCAGGAUAAUGUGUCUUUUGGAUUGCGCGAUCUAGCAAGCAAGCGUUUCAGCAUUUUGUUGUCAUCAUCUCACAGGUACAAAUCUUGUAUGCGGUCGGAUUUCGGAUUGGAUAUGCUUUCACUCUCAAUGGCUAUACCCAGGACACUUAACAUCUGUUCAUAAACUUCGC